AUGCUUUCAAGGCCGGAGAUCGACGCGCAGCUAGCCCUGUCACGCACGCAGCUUGGUGAGGGUUCCGGACUGGCCAUGUUUAUCACCCUUGCAGGAAUUCUCGGGGCAAAGCGAGCAUAUGACGUGAAUCAGGUCGAGGAGAAUGCGGGGAAAGCCUGGUUUGUUCGAUGCGGGUACAGCGGCGCAUUCUCAAGGGAACACCGCAGCGGCGGUAACUCACUAUGA
Annulohypoxylon truncatum is the source of this 225-nucleotide messenger RNA. RefSeq lists its product as uncharacterized. The coding region runs from base 1 to 225 and encodes 74 amino acids. Lineage: Eukaryota; Fungi; Ascomycota; Sordariomycetes; Xylariales; Hypoxylaceae. The record is from RefSeq and is a predicted model, not a curated record. The transcript has 2 exons.